Molecule: messenger RNA, 2470 nt
Organism: Gossypium raimondii (Peruvian cotton)
Lineage: Eukaryota; Viridiplantae; Streptophyta; Magnoliopsida; Malvales; Malvaceae
Product: wall-associated receptor kinase-like 20
Exons: 1
Coding region: 59-1969 (636 amino acids)
Biological process (GO): protein phosphorylation
Molecular function (GO): ATP binding; polysaccharide binding; protein kinase activity
Source: RefSeq, a predicted model, not a curated record
UCACUCCUCUUUGCCCUCGUAUACCCAUUUGACCUCUUACCCAUUUUGUUGAUUCACCAUGGUCUCCAUUACGUUUCAGGCAAACCCAGUCUUCGUCUAUGUUUUCUUUCUUCUGUUUCUUGGUAGCCAUUACUGUUUUUCCCAAAAAACUUGUCCAAGAUGUGGUUCAAUGGUGGUCCCUUACCCCCUUAGCACCCAUCCUAGUUGUGGUGACCCUAGCUAUUCUCUUCGUUGUGAUUCUCAGACUCAUAAGCUUUACUUUGAUGCCUUAAAUGGAAGUUCGUACCCUGUUAUUAGAAUCAUGGCUUCAGUUUACCGCAUGGUGGUUCAACCAUCGCCAUGGUUGACUGGUAAGUGUGUGACUCAAGAUAUGGGUGUAAGUGAAGGCAUAUGGUUAAACCAAACACUCCCUUUUAACAUCACUUCUUCAAAUACUAUCUUUCUCCUUAACUGUUCCCCACGCCUUUUGAUGUCUCCUCUAAAUUGCACUCCCACUAGUCUUUGUCACCAUUAUUUGGAGAGCUCUGGACAUGUUGAAGCCAAACGAGCAUUGCAGUGUGCUGAGGGGGUCAAUCCAUGUUGCACCUUCGUAGCCGGAGGGAUGCCGUCAGCAUACAAAAUACGGCUUCACAGUUCGGGUUGUAAAGCUUUUAGAAGCAUCCUUCAUUUGGAUCCAGAAAAGGCUGCUUAUGAAUGGGAAGAAGGGUUGGAAAUUGAAUGGAGGCCUCCCCUUGAGCCUGUUUGUAAAAGCCAACUUGAUUGCUUUGGGGCUUCAAAUUGCUCACCUACUAGUUCAAAUGGCCUCUCUCGUUGCCUUUGCAAUAAGGGAUACAAAUGGGACACUGUCGUUGGGUCUUGCUUGAGAAAGAAGAAAAAAAGUAGAGUCAGCUUAAAGGUGUCCAUUGGAGUGAUCUCCUUUUUCACUCUAGCUAUGGCGAUUGUUGCAAUUACUUCAAGGAAACGAUGGAGAAAUUAUAACCAGGCAAAGCUCAUGAAGGCGAGGGAAGACAUGUUGAAGUCAAGCAAUGGAGGGAAACCAGCUAAGAUAUUCCGUUUGAAGGAGGUGAAAAAGAUGACAAAUGAUUUCUCUAGAAACAGGUUCUUAGGGAGUGGUGGGUUUGGGGAGGUCUACAAAGGCGAGCUUCCAAAUGGGGAUAUUGUGGCAGUCAAGUCGGCCAAAGUUGGGAACAUUAAGAGCACCCAACAAGUUCUGAAUGAAGUUGGGAUUCUCUCACAAGUCAACCAUAAGAACCUGGUUAGACUCCUAGGUUGUUGCGUGGAGGCUGAGCAACCAUUGAUGAUCUAUGAGUAUAUCUCAAAUGGGACCCUAAGUGAUCAUUUGCACGGAAAGUACUCCACCUUUUUAGACUGGAAAACAAGGCUGAAAAUCGCUUUGCAAACGGCUGAAGCGUUGGCUUACCUACAUUCUGCAGCAUACACCCCUAUUUACCAUAGGGAUGUUAAGUCAGCAAACAUACUUUUAGACUAUGAAUUCAAUGCAAAAGUUUCGGAUUUCGGGUUAUCCAGGUUGGCUAGCCCGGGUUUGAGCCAUGUCUCAACAUGUGCUCAAGGAACCCUUGGGUACAUGGACCCCGAAUACUAUAGGAACUACCAGUUGACUGAUAAAAGUGAUGUUUAUAGCUAUGGAGUGGUGUUGCUUGAGUUACUGACUUCCCAAAGGGCCAUUGAUUUCUCAAGAGAUCAAGAUGAUGUUAAUUUAGCUAUUUAUGUUAAUCAACGGGCCACCAAUGGUGCGAUCAUGGAAGUUGUGGAUCAACAGCUACUUAAGGAUCCCUCAGCUGAUAUGUUGAAGAGUUUUAAACUUUUCUCAGACCUUGCAUUUGCAUGUUUAAGGGAGAAGAAAUCAGGUAGACCCGCCAUGAAAGAUGUUGUCCAAGAACUCCAUUGCAUCAUUCAGAUUAUAGAUCAAGAAAAUGUUUCUAAAGAACUUAGCCAGGAGAUUAUAUAAACGAACGGUAAUAUAAUAUAUAUGUAUAUGUACCUUGUUGUUGAUGCCUGUAAUUUUUGAAUAUUCAUAUAUAUGAUAGCAAAAGGAAAAGUUGGAAGAGCUACGAGGAAAAUGAUGCUGAGAAGGACAUUGGUUUUGAAUAUUGCACACAAAGGGAAAGUGGAUUCCAAGGAUUUGAGUGGAUGGAAAGAUGUAAAGAAAAGAUCUGGGAUCAGAUUCUUGCUUUUUCAAAAGUAUUAAAUGACCAAGGACUAGGCGAGAAAUUAUGGGGGAAACUGGAAUCUGUAAGGUUUUAGUUAAGGCUGUGUGGACUUAAAACCAAAACAAGAGAGAGAGAUAUGCAUAUUUAUAUAUAGCUUUUAUUGAAGGUAGUAGCUAGGUUUGUCAUUCUAGAAAUGAAUUACCUAGAUUUCUCAUGUAUAAUAAAUGUUCUCUCUCUGGUCGCAUAGUGAUGCUGGAAAUAUAUUUGAUAUUAUAUAUUUAUAGGGUUUCUAUUGCUUA